AUGAGCAGCGUACGAGUCUAUCAGGCUCCUCUAUAUUCCAUUUUGUGUUUUCUCUCCACCUCUUUAGCCCUCGUCCGAGUCAUGUCUUUUGAAGCCGCCGCCGGAGUCGUGGGCGUUAUCGGCCUGACGAUCCAACUUAUCCAGGUCACGAGCAAGUUUGGAUCCGACUGGAAGGAUGCGCCGGCUGAUGCUAGAAGCUUCAUAGCGGAGCUUCAGGCUCUUAAAACAGUCUUGUACGAGACAAGCACAAACAUCACCUACAGUAAAGACUUUGAGGGCGCGUUUCUCGGUCAUCGUUCAGCAGUACAGUCGCAGAUUAGGCAGUUGGCUACUGACACUGACACCAUGACCAUGGUGUCCGCGUGCAAGGCCGAGUUGCAAAGCCUCCACGGAGACCUGACAAAGCGGGCCAACAGCCAUCGAAUGGGGUGGGAACGGCUGAAAGGGGCCUUCCAGGCUCCUAGAACACGGGAGGCGGUCGAAAGACUACACCGACAAUGUCAGACGCUGAACCAGCUCAUGGUCAUUGACGUCCUCACACUUACGGCAAACACCUACCGCAAGGUAGAGCAUGUUUCUGAACGGCAAGAGAGCAUACACCAGACGCAAAACCUCUCUCUUGAUCAGAUACAAGGCCGAAUGGAUGACAAAGUGGCCACUCGCGAGAGGCAGCACAUCCUCGACUGGCUCACCCCGGUGGAUUACACUACCCAACAUAACGACUUUAUCGGCCGCCGAGAAGAUGGCACUGGAGAAUGGCUUCUAGAGUCUGAAGAGUUUACGGAGUGGCUGAAUGCCGAGAAAAAGACACUGUUCUGCCCAGGAAUUCCAGGGGCGGGGAAGACAAUACUAACUUCCAUCGUUGUUGAAUACCUCUAUACUCAAUUUGAGAAAGAUGAAUGCACCGGAAUUGCAUACAUCUACUGCAAUUUCCGCAGAAAGGAUGAUCAAAAUAUCGAGGGCCUUCUCGCAAGUCUGGUGAAGCAACUAGCUGAGCUCCGAUAUCCUUUUCCCAAUCCCGUCAAAUCCUUAUACGAGGACCACAAGCAGCGGAAAACGAGGCCAUCGGUUCUCGAACUUUCAAAGACUCUUCGUGCGUAUGAUGACGCGAUGGAGCGUAUAAAUGGGCAGCUCAGCGACCAAGCACUCCUCGCGAAGCAGGUCAUACAAUGGAUCACAUGCGCCAGGAGGCCCCUCACGACUGAAGAGCUCCAACACGCACUUGCCGUAGAACCCGGAGAGUCGGAACUCGACGAAGAAAACCUCACGGAAACUGAGGAGAUGAUCUCAAAAUGGUUUCCAGCUGCCGAGGAAGACAUCGCGAUGACCUGCAUCACGUAUCUAUCCUUCAAUACGUUUGAGAGCGGGGCGAGCCCGGGAGACCGUGAGUUUGAGGAGCGACUCCGAGUGAACAAACUUUACGAAUACGCUGGCAAAGGCUGGGGCCACCAUGUUCGCCAAGUCCUUGAUAGACCUCAAGAAAAGGGGAUCCCGAGCUCCAAGGGGAUUCCAUACCUACGAGUACGGAAUUGA
Parascedosporium putredinis is the source of this 1533-nucleotide messenger RNA. NCBI's taxonomy places the organism in Eukaryota, Fungi, Ascomycota, Sordariomycetes, Microascales, Microascaceae. The record is from the annotation of a GenBank genome assembly.